This is a messenger RNA of Saccharomycopsis crataegensis, 450 nucleotides long. It is a transcript of the gene HNT1, whose product is annotated as adenosine 5'-monophosphoramidase. Gene Ontology annotation, molecular function: catalytic activity. The record is from RefSeq and is a predicted model, not a curated record. Lineage: Eukaryota; Fungi; Ascomycota; Saccharomycetes; Ascoideales; Saccharomycopsidaceae. Bases 1 to 450 code for a protein of 149 amino acids. Gene Ontology annotation, biological process: nucleotide metabolic process. The transcript is spliced from 2 exons.
AUGUCCUCUCUACACACAUCCUGUAUCUUUUGCAAAAUCAUCAAGGGUGAAAUCCCUUCUUUCAAGCUCUUUGAAACAAAAACCGCUUAUUCCUUCUUGGAUAUCCAACCAACCACUGAAGGACAUGCAUUGAUCAUCCCAAAACAUCAUGGUGCCCGUCUUCACAACAUUCCUGAUGAAUAUCUCGCCGAUAUCUUGCCAAUUACCAAGAAACUUGCUGCCCUUUUUGAAGUUGACCAUGAUCAAGACAAUUUGGAAGGUGUUGGCUACAAUGUCUUGCAAAACAACGGGAGAAUCGCCCAUCAAGAAGUCGACCAUGUUCAUUUCCAUUUCAUUCCAAAAAGAAAUGACACUACCGGGUUAGGUGUGGGAUGGCCUGCUCAAGAAACCGAUUUCGAGAAAUUGGGCAAACUUCACGCAUCUUUGAAAGAAAAGAUUGAAAAGAUGUAA